Molecule: messenger RNA, 1080 nt
Organism: Pseudonaja textilis
Lineage: Eukaryota; Metazoa; Chordata; Lepidosauria; Squamata; Elapidae
Gene: KCTD8
Product: potassium channel tetramerization domain containing 8
Biological process (GO): protein homooligomerization; regulation of G protein-coupled receptor signaling pathway
Cellular component (GO): signaling receptor complex
Molecular function (GO): protein binding
Source: RefSeq, a predicted model, not a curated record
UUCCUCUUCAGGUACGUGCUGGAUUACCUGCGGGACAAGCAGCUGGCGCUGCCCGAGCACUUCCCGGAGAAGGAGCGGCUCCUCCGCGAGGCCGAGCACUUCCAGCUGGCCGAGCUGGCCCAGCUGCUCUCGCCCCGAGUGCCCAAGCAGGGCUCGCUCAACGACGAAGGCUGCCAGAGCGACCUGGAGGGAAGCGCCUCGCCCGGCAGCGCCGAGCACCUGGGGCCGCCUCCGCCGUCGUCGUCGGGGGCCGUCCGGGCCGGCGAGAGGCGGGCGGGCUUCCUCACCGUCGGCUACCGGGGCUCCUCGGCGGCGGGGCGCGACCACCAGGCGGACGCCAAGUUCCGACGGGUGGCCCGCAUCCUGGUGUGCGGCCGCAUCGCCCUGGCCAAGGAGAUCUUCGGCGAGACGCUGAACGAGAGCCGCGACCCGGACCGCCCGCCCGAGAAGUACACCUCCCGCUUCUACCUGAAGUACACCUACCUGGAGCAGGCCUUCGACCGCCUCGCCGAGGCCGGCUUCCACAUGGUGGCCUGCAACUCCUCCGCCGCCGCCGCCGCCGUCAACCAGUACCGGGAGGACAAGGUCUGGAGCAGCUACACCGAGUACAUCUUCUAUCGACCACCACAGAGAACGGUGUCUCCCAAACAAGAGCAUGAAGAUCACAAACACGAAAAGGUGACGGACAAAGGAAGCGAGAGCGGAACGUCCUGCAAUGAAUUGUCCACCUCCAGUUGCGAGAGCCAUUCCGAAGCGAGCACGCCUCAAGAGAAUGCGACUAGCGCUCAGCAGCCUACGAGCCACGAGUCCAAUACCCUGACAUUGGAUCGCCCAUCGAAGAAGGCUCCGGUUCAGAAAAUGCCCCCGCCAGAGAAACGUCGAAACAGCGAACUUUUCCAGACUCUGAUGAGUAAGUCCAGAGAAACAAACCUUUCCAAGAAAAAGGUCUCAGAGAAACUCAGCGUUGAAGAAGAGAUGAAAAAAUGUAUUCAGGAGUUUAAAAAGAUUCACAUCCCCGACGAUUUCCCAGAAAGGAAACGUCCAUGGCAAUCUGAACUGUUGCAAAAAUAUGGGCUAUAG